Chaetomium fimeti is the source of this 1968-nucleotide messenger RNA. RefSeq names its product transcription activator of gluconeogenesis. Gene Ontology annotation, cellular component: nucleus. Gene Ontology annotation, biological process: regulation of DNA-templated transcription; cellular response to starvation. Gene Ontology annotation, molecular function: RNA polymerase II transcription regulatory region sequence-specific DNA binding; DNA-binding transcription factor activity, RNA polymerase II-specific; zinc ion binding. NCBI's taxonomy places the organism in Eukaryota, Fungi, Ascomycota, Sordariomycetes, Sordariales, Chaetomiaceae. The record is from RefSeq and is a predicted model, not a curated record. The coding region runs from base 1 to 1968 and encodes 655 amino acids. The transcript has 2 exons.
AUGUCUGAUAGCGAAAACGAGUACGACGAGACGGACCAACUCGUCAAAGACGAGGACGAGAAGAUGUCAGACCAAAGACUCACUUCGGAAGGCGCCGACACCAGUGGAGAGCCGAAAAAGAAGUACGACCCGAAGGAUCCCCUUCGGCCUCGUAGGAAAAAGGCCAGGCGGGCUUGCUUUGCAUGCCAAAGAGCUCACCUUACAUGCGGGGACGAGAGGCCAUGCCAGCGAUGCAUCAAGCGCGGGCUGAUGGACUCCUGUCAGGAUGGAGUCAGAAAAAAGGCUAAAUAUCUCCAUGACGCCCCCCCUGAAGCACUACGGCCUGUUUUGGGUCCAAACUACAAUCCAAAUCCAAACCCACGACAGAAUGGCCACCGAAAUCCGAGUAUUUCAACCUCUGAGGCAUCCCCGAACCAAGGGACCUUCUUCUCGCAAUCGACCGCUGCUCAAUUCCCCAUGUUCUCCGCCUCCCAGACACCAAUAGGGAACUUAACGGAAAAUCUUCCGUUUGCAAGCCAGCAGUCGCCGGUGUCUCCAUCAUUUCAGACAUCCGGCAACCCGCAAAUCGGCGGGAUGACUGUGCCACAGGUGUCAAGCCCUAUGACGAACUUCGGCGCUCUACCAUUUGACCCGAGCGAUCCAAAUAUCUUCAACUUCAAUCUCGAAGGCCUCAAUUUCGGCAGUCAGUAUGGUGCCAUGGAAUUCGGCAUGCUCGGGCACAUGUCGUCGGGUGCCGCCGAAACGCCUCCGCAGGAUACCACGAUGUCGCGGUCGGCAAGCGGCAGUCUCGGUUUUGGGCCCGGUGUGUUUGGAAAUAGCGUCAACCAAUUCGAGAAAGUGUACGAGGGCAAUCUUCUCGAUGGGUUCCUUGGACUUGACGCGAAUCACAAUGGCCUAUACUCGCAGGGUAACCUACAGCAUGGUCUUCCCCACGCGUACGCCAUCGCCGCUGGACCAACCAGCAUUCAGAGCCCGAGUACCGACACCAACAGUCCACAGCCGACUACUCUCGGCUUUGACGGCUCUCCCACGAUGGCAACCUUCUCGACAACGCCCGGGGCCAAGCCGGCGAACCAACAGCAUCCCUCUACGAGGCAGUCCAAUGCCCUCGCGAAACUCGGGCAGCAGUCGGUGUUGGGGAAGCGCCAACGCGAUCCCUCUUUCAUCUACGACACGGUCAAAGAACCUUUUGGAUAUGUUACGAGUUUCCACAAGCUCUUCCUUCUGAUCCAAAGCCGGUUCACGGCAGCACACUCGUCGCGCAUCGCAAAAUCCCUGGCCAGCAUCCGGCCGUCACUGAUGGCGUCGACCAAGAACUUGACACAACAGGACCUGGUCUUCAUGGAGAAGUACUUCCAACGGUCUCUGUUUGAAUACGAAGAGUUUAUGCACCAGUGUUCCAGCCCCACCCUCGCCUGCAGACGGACGGGCGAGGUCGCAAUCGUGAACAAGGAGUUCACCGCGCUGACGGGGUGGACGAAAGAUGUGUUACUCGGGAAAGAGCCAAACCGCAAUGUCAACCUGGGCGGCUCCGCGUCAGCAGGGAAAGUCGGCCUCACCACUCCUCGUCUCAAGAGUUUAAACACCGAGGCCAGCGGGUCUACAGAUAGCCCGCAACCCGUGUUCCUCGCCGAACUUUUAGACCACGACAGCGUCGUCGAAUUCUACGAGGAUUACUCCCAGCUGGCCUUCAACGACAGCCGAGGCCACAAGACACGCAAGUGCCGCCUCCUCAAGUACCGCCCGCCGGAUAACGACGAGGGCGCAACAGAGGCAAAUGUCGACGUGCAGCUGCCGCAGAAGGAUCCUCGGAACAGCAUUCUGAGCAACCGCGUUGCCAAGAUCGAUGGCGAGCACGGGAUAUCGAAACUCGAACGCGACGGCAAGCUGGAGUGCAGCUACACGUGGACCAUCAAGCGGGACAUGUUUGAUAUGCCCAUGCUAUUUGUCAUUAAUGUAAGUACGUAG